Microthlaspi erraticum is the source of this 234-nucleotide messenger RNA. The record is from the annotation of a GenBank genome assembly. NCBI's taxonomy places the organism in Eukaryota, Viridiplantae, Streptophyta, Magnoliopsida, Brassicales, Brassicaceae.
AUGGAGCCAAAACCGUUCAGCCAAUCACGCAGAGACAUUGAGCUGUUGGAAUGGGACGAAAUUGUGUUGGACCAAUCAAAUGGACAAAUCAAAUGGAACUACACAGCAGCUUCCAGAACCGACCAAUCAAACGGAGCCAUUCAGAUGCUGAAUCAAGGAGUUUCUGGCCAAUCAGGCCGUGACACUCAACAGAUGAGGGAAGGAGCCAAUAAUAAGAAGCCACUCAUUCCAUGA